Molecule: messenger RNA, 811 nt
Organism: Sander lucioperca (pikeperch)
Lineage: Eukaryota; Metazoa; Chordata; Actinopteri; Perciformes; Percidae
Gene: mfap5
Product: microfibril associated protein 5
Exons: 7
Coding region: 157-534 (125 amino acids)
Biological process (GO): embryonic eye morphogenesis
Cellular component (GO): microfibril
Source: RefSeq, a predicted model, not a curated record
GGAGGACAGGGGGAGGAGGAGGAGGAGAAGGAGGAGGGAGGAGGAGAGGGAAGGAGGGGAAAGAAGAAAAGACAAAAGAUUCAUAAAACUAAACUAAAGCAGUUGUGGACGACAGCAAAAGUUCUCGUAAAACUCACCCUCUUACAAGUUGAAGGAAUGGGCAGCCUUCCAGUGGUCCUGCUCCUCUGCAGUUUCCACGCGUUCACAGCUGUUGCCCAAGCCCAGCAGCCCGAGAGCACUGACGCCACCUUGCCAGCCAACUGUAGGGAGGAGAUGUAUCCUUGCACCAGGAUGUACUCGGUUCACCGGCCCAUCAAGAGAUGUAUUGGUGCUCUUUGUCUCUACAGCCUUCCUCGUGUCUACGUGAUCAACAAUGAGAUCUGCAUGAGGACGGUGUGCCAACAGGAUGACUAUCUGAAAGCCGAACUGUGCAGAGAGUUGUCCGGGUGGCCCAGGCGUGUUGAGAGGUCAUCUAAUAGGAAACGCUGUCGCAAUCGCCGUAGCAACCCCAAAACCUGGGCAAACAAGGCCUGAUGGGGCCCAGGAUGGCGAUGUGACCACCUCUGAGGAUGGAGCCUCAAACCAGGGACGUCGUCAAAUAAAAACAGCCCAUAACACCAUAAAUCAACCACUCGACACCUGUGGGCCUUUGUUUUUUCUCUUUCACACAUACACACAAGUGUGCAGAGUCAUAUCUGUUUAUGUAUUAGUCUUUUGUGUGUGAAAUAUUGAAGCUCAUUUCAUCUGUGUUUUUUGACACAGAUCAUGUCUUCCAUGGUUUACGAUCCAUUAAAGGUACUGUAGUAAUGGG